AUACAUAUACGAUAUAGUACUCUUAAUAUUCGUGAGCUCUGUGAGGCGCAAGAAUUUAUAAAGGGCGGCACUCUAAAGCGUGUGUAUUCAGGGAGUGGAUUGUGUAACUCAAAUGUAGUAAAAAUACGAAAAGUAAUAGCCGGUAACUAAUCGCAUGUUAGGGUCAAAAGAAGAGAAGCACAACGAUUGGCUAACGGCUAUUCACUUUUACCAUUUUCACUACAUUUUAGUUACAUAUAAUUCUUAUUGUUGACACCUGCUGAAAGAGAAUGCUUGUGCGCGUGAAAAGUAAUCCUGAUGGGAAAGAGGACUGGGUUUUAAUCGAGUUGCAGGGCGAUGUGGAUACAUCUAAUGGCGAGCAUAUGAAGAGUCAAAACAUUGGGGAUUUUCAUUUUGCCAAAGAUGGUACUCCAAUCCUUAUUAUAGGGUACCACAUUUUGUACGGGAAAGAUACUCCAAUGAGUAAACCCAUAGCAGUUUUAAAAAAGAAAUCUAAUAGUGAAGGAUGUCUAAAUGAAGAACACCCUGCAGAAUAUACAGUGAUAGCAAUUGCUAAGAGGAAGAUAAUAUUCAAGACCCGACCAAAACGUAUUGUUAAUCACUUCAUAACACAGUAAUUGUAUGUAUAUAAAUACUUUGUUGGAUUCCUAAUAAAAUAGACGAUUAUGAAAAAGAGUGUGAUUUACUUUA
Molecule: messenger RNA, 690 nt
Organism: Cephus cinctus (wheat stem sawfly)
Lineage: Eukaryota; Metazoa; Arthropoda; Insecta; Hymenoptera; Cephidae
Product: chromosome transmission fidelity protein 8 homolog
Exons: 2
Coding region: 270-617 (115 amino acids)
Biological process (GO): mitotic sister chromatid cohesion
Cellular component (GO): Ctf18 RFC-like complex
Source: RefSeq, a predicted model, not a curated record